Dinoponera quadriceps is the source of this 1275-nucleotide messenger RNA. RefSeq names its product peptidyl-prolyl cis-trans isomerase FKBP1A-like (gene Fkbp12). Gene Ontology annotation, molecular function: peptidyl-prolyl cis-trans isomerase activity. The coding region runs from base 266 to 595 and encodes 109 amino acids. The transcript has 4 exons. NCBI's taxonomy places the organism in Eukaryota, Metazoa, Arthropoda, Insecta, Hymenoptera, Formicidae. The record is from RefSeq and is a predicted model, not a curated record.
UAACGCGUCAUCGGAGGGAUAUCCUCGGUACUCCGUAUACCCUGCUGUAUUCAUUGAACGGCGCACCAAAGCGGCAUCAUUUUCCCGAGGCGUACUGUAGAUAGUUUCAUUUUAUGUGAGUUCCGCUUGCCGCACCGCAGGUGAAUCUCGACGCGAGUAAACGCCACUCUUCUUUCUCUCUCGCGCGCGCGCGCUCGGUCGGUCUUUCAUCCUCUCCGUGAAACGGUCUCGUCGCCGGUGCCGACGACAGAAAUACAGCAGUAAUAUGGGCGUGGAUGUCGAGGUUCUCCGACAGGGAGAUGGUCAAACUUUUCCAAAGACAGGACAAAGGGUGGUUGUUCACUAUACAGGUACCCUUGUUGACGGGAAGCAAUUUGACUCCAGUAGAGACCGUGGUGUACCGUUUACGUUCAGAAUUGGGAAAGGCUUAGUGAUCAAAGGCUGGGACGAAGGUAUCGCGCAAAUGUGCGUUGGAGAGCGAGCUAGGUUAACUUGUUCUCCAGAUUUUGCUUAUGGUAGCACAGGCCAUCCUGGAAUUAUUCCACCAAAUGCUGUUCUCAUCUUCGACGUGGAAUUGUUGAAGGUGGAGCCCUGAAAUACCUUUUAGAAUAUAACAAACCGACCAAACGUAUUUCAAUACGGAAAACUUAAAAGAAAAAAAAAGGAAGAAAAAGAAACGCAUCAAAUUGCAUUACGUUAAGUAGUCGUCGCACAUAUGGCACAUUUCUUACUCUCAUGCCUUAAUUCAAUCGCUCAGACAUUAAAGUCGCGAAAUGCGAUAUUUUUACAAAUAUAUAUAUAUAUAUAUAUAUACAUAUAUAUAUAUAUAACGACGACACAUUGCACGUCGCGCCAUAGGCAAACAGUGGGACAAUUUAUACAGUGUAUAAAUUUAUACAAUGUAUAAAUUGUGGAACAAUAAUAUCCGAACAAUAUUGCGUAUAGGUGUUAGACUGUAAGAUCCGUAUAUUAUAAUACGUAGUCUGAUUGUAUAUGCACUCCAAGAGAUGCUACUUAACUUGUGUACUUGAUUAAAAACCGAUUUAAUCGUGUUCCUAUUGAUGAGCGGUUGAAUUGAAGGGAACCCCGUUUUUCAGAUACUCGCAAUGUAAUUUGUGUUCAUUCCAUUCACUGUGUAUUUGGUAAAACGGUCUUUCGGAUAUAUUUUAUACAAAUCGUUGUCGAUGUGAUGUUGGAGAAACGAUCACGUUGGCGACGUAAUAGCGCAGAUUUCUACACAGGAUAAAAUACAAUAAAAAAAUUGUUUUGCUCUGA